GCCGAUCGUAAUUUGUUUUAAGGUGAAGGUUCAGAAACAAAGUUGUGGUUUCGUCUGAACCUAUUUGGACAGCUUGAAGCUCUUGGCAAACAUGGCACUCGAACCCAAGAGGAGGAAAAUCGAUCAGAUUCAGGCACCCUCCAGCGGGAUUACUACUUCACCUGCUGGCAAGGGAGAGAGAAUAGCAAAAUCUGUUCUGGUUGCCCAGACUGAUAAAAUCAACUAUAGGAUUCAACAGGCAAAAAAUUUUGCAAUUGCACAAGCACAACAAGAGGGUUGCACUGGAAAUUUUAGAGUCUUCGAUUCGCCAUUUGGAAAUUAUUUUGUUCCUGUAGUUCCAACUCGCGCAGAAUUAGCUGGGUAGUUUCGUGUCUGUCAUUGAUUUUAUUGAAUAUAGUUGCAAAUGCCACAUGUAUAGUUCUGAACUUAGAUACACAUAGUUUCAGCUUUUGUCAUUUUGACAAUUCGAAUCAGCAAAUUGCAAAUGAUUUCCUUAAAGUAGUCAUCUUUUAUUGGCUA
Messenger RNA from Ziziphus jujuba (common jujube), 519 nucleotides. RefSeq lists its product as uncharacterized. The coding region runs from base 92 to 364 and encodes 90 amino acids. The transcript is spliced from 3 exons. Lineage: Eukaryota; Viridiplantae; Streptophyta; Magnoliopsida; Rosales; Rhamnaceae. The record is from RefSeq and is a predicted model, not a curated record.